AUGGCCAAAACAUUCAGCGCGAGCGACGUAGCCUCGCACAACAAGCCCACCGAUCUGUACCUCAUUGUCGACGAGGACGUCUACGAUCUUAGCAAGUUCCAGGAAGAGCAUCCUGGCGGCAAGAAGAUCCUUCAGCGAGUAGCUGGCAAGGACGCUUCAAAGCAGUUUUGGAAAUAUCACAAUGAUAAGUUACCCGAAGAGCGCGUGGCGGACGUGCCCAUUGGAGCCAAUGCUGACCAUUCAUUACAGGCCAUCUUGAAGAAGUACAAACCGCAGCUCCAAGUCGGCUCCCUGGACACCAAAGCUCAGCCCGCCGCUCCUCCAUCUCCUCCAGCGACUCCACCUCCCCAGAAGAAAGAGAAGGCUGAGCCUGUACCGGAGGCUGGCACGGCAUCCGUCGUCCCAACUCAAGAUGUGGAAGAGGAGGAAGCAAUGGAUGCAUACGGCUCCAUGAUCCCAUACGCCGAUCCUUCUUGGUACCAGAGCUACCACACACCCUACUUCAACCAGACACACGCCGCGCUGCGAGAUGAGGUGCGGCAGUGGAUGGAGGAUGAGAUUAUGCCCAACGUGACUGAAUGGGAUGAAGCGAAGAAGGUGCCAGACAGUGUGUACAAGGCCAUGGGCGAGAAAGGCUAUCUCGCUGGCCUGCUGGGUGUGCACAACUACCCCACGCAUCUCACAGACGCCAGAGUCAAGUCUGUGCCUCCGGAGAAGUGGGAUCUGUUCCACGAGAUGCUGCUCACGGACGAGCUGUCCCGGUCUGGCUCUGGUGGCUUCGUCUGGAACGUGAUUGGUGGCUUUGGCAUUGGCUGUCCUCCGGUUGUGAAGCACGGCAAGCCUGCGUUGGUGAAGCGCAUCCUGCCGGAGAUCUUGAGCGGCGACAAGCGGAUAUGUCUUGCAAUCACAGAGCCAGAUGCCGGGAGCGAUGUUGCAAACCUGACCUGCGAAGCCAAGCUCACCGAAGACGGCAAGCACUAUAUUGUCAAUGGCGAGAAGAAGUGGAUUACGAACGGCAUCUGGUGUGACUACUUCACCGUAGCCGUCCGCACGUCCGACAAGGGCAUGAACGGUAUCUCGGUCCUCCUCAUCGAGCGUUCGCACGGCGGCGUCAGCACCCGCAGGAUGGACUGCCAGGGCGUCUGGUCAAGCGGAACCACCUACAUCACCUUCGAGGACACCAAAGUCCCCGUCGAGAACCUCAUCGGCAAAGAGAAUCAAGGCUUCAAAGUGAUAAUGACGAAUUUCAACCACGAGCGCAUCGGCAUCAUCAUCCAAUGCAUCCGCUUCAGCCGCGUCUGCUACGAAGAGAGCGUCAAAUACGCCAACAAGCGCCGCACCUUCGGGCAGAAGUUGAUCAACCACCAAGUCAUCCGCAUGAAACUCGCGCACAUGGCUCGGCAGAUCGAAGCGUCGUAUUCGUGGCUCGAGAGCUUGAUCUUUCAGUGUCAGAAGAUGAAUGAUACGGAGGCGAUGUUGAAGCUGGGGGGUGCGAUUGCUGGGUUGAAGGCGCAGAGUACUGUGACCUUCGAGUUCUGCGCCAGAGAAGCCAGUCAGAUCUUCGGCGGGCUGUCGUAUAGUCGCGGUGGACAGGGUGCGAAGGUUGAGAGGCUGUAUCGUGACGUCCGAGCCUAUGCGAUUCCGGGUGGGAGUGAGGAGAUUAUGUUGGAUUUGAGCAUACGGCAGGCGAUGAGGGUGCACAAGGCAUUGGGGAUGAAGUUAUAG
Messenger RNA from Saxophila tyrrhenica, 1725 nucleotides. RefSeq lists its product as uncharacterized. The record is from RefSeq and is a predicted model, not a curated record. Gene Ontology annotation, molecular function: acyl-CoA dehydrogenase activity; flavin adenine dinucleotide binding. Lineage: Eukaryota; Fungi; Ascomycota; Dothideomycetes; Mycosphaerellales; Extremaceae. Gene Ontology annotation, cellular component: cytoplasm. The transcript is spliced from 6 exons. Gene Ontology annotation, biological process: fatty acid beta-oxidation using acyl-CoA dehydrogenase. The coding region runs from base 1 to 1725 and encodes 574 amino acids.